Sphenostylis stenocarpa is the source of this 960-nucleotide messenger RNA. Lineage: Eukaryota; Viridiplantae; Streptophyta; Magnoliopsida; Fabales; Fabaceae. The record is from the annotation of a GenBank genome assembly.
AUGGAUAACUCGAAAAGCAGGCAUAAUGAUAGUUUGGGUGUUAACAAGAUGGGGAAAAAUAUAAGGAAGAGCCCUUUACAUCAGCCCAAUUUUGGCAAUAACGCAUCUAGACCACAGCCUCAGCCUCAGGUUUACAACAUUAGCAAGAAUGAAUUUCGGGACAUUGUUCAGCAGCUUACUGGAUCACCCUCCCAGGAUCAUCCACCUAGACCUCCACACAAUCCACCGAAGCCGCAGAGCAUGCGAUUGCAGAAAAUUAGACCUCCCCCAUUAACGCCGAUCAAUCGGCCUCGCAUGCCACCGCCAAUGCCAGUGCCUGCUGCAGCCCCUCCUCCAGUUCCUUACAAUAAUGCCAUACCAAGACCUGCUCAGUUUGGACAACCGUUGCCUACUCCAGGGGAUAUGUGGUCUAAUACGUCCGAGUCACCCAUAUCUGCUUACAUGCGUUACCUUCAGAAUUCAAUAAUGGAUCCAGGUUCAAGAGGUAACCAAGUUCAGCCUCAACCACAUCCGUAUCCCCAACCUCAAGUACCAGGCAAUGUCCAGCCUCAGCCCCCGCACUCGUCUGCUUUGCUUCCCAAUCCUCCCAUGACGAUGUUCCCUUCUCCGAGAUUUAAUGGUCCUAUUCCACCUAUGAAUGCUACUAACGCUCCAGUGCCCACUCUUCCUUCACCGCAAGCAAAUGGCCCUCCUCCCCUUUUACCUUCUCCAACCUCUCAAUUCCUCCUGCCUUCUCCAACUGGUUACAUGAACUUACUAUCACCUCGGUCACCUUAUCCUCUUCUUUCACCUGGCAUUCAAUUCCCAUCUCCGCUUACACCAAAUUUUCCGUUCUCAUCCAUGGGGCAGUCGGGGAUUUUAGGCCCUGGCCCACAACCUCCUCCGUCUCCGGGCCUUGUGUUUCCAUUAUCUCCUUCAGGCUUUUUUCCCAUAUCAAGUCCCAGGUGGAGAGACCACUAG